This is a messenger RNA of Cephus cinctus (wheat stem sawfly), 799 nucleotides long. RefSeq lists its product as uncharacterized. The coding region runs from base 47 to 460 and encodes 137 amino acids. Lineage: Eukaryota; Metazoa; Arthropoda; Insecta; Hymenoptera; Cephidae. The transcript has 2 exons. The record is from RefSeq and is a predicted model, not a curated record.
GUUUGUCCCUCCGUUUAGUACAAAACAGUUACUGAGAAUAGAUAUCAUGUGUAAAGUUACGUUUGGAAUCAUCACGCUGCUAGGUAGUCUGAUCCUAUUUCAUACAAUUAGUAACAGUAAGGCUCAGACUUCCUCUGACGCGGAGGUGGGAGAUAAUGCUAGAAUUAUAUUUGGAGUUAACAAUCCUAUUCGCAGAUGGUAUUGCAGUACAUUUUGUAAUUAUCCCAGACUAUUUUUCGGCACGAAGUGCGCCAAGAAGUGUCCGCAAUUUCCGAUUAUUGUUAUACAACCUACCCUUAAUUAUAAGACGACUGCUAAAGAGGGCACUGUAACAAAAAAUGUCACGACUACUACUCCUGUUUCGAUCCUUGACAAGAAUUCUAUGGACGUAUCAGAGGGUUCAAUGGUGGGUUCAGUGAAGGAAGGAUCCGUUGACAAGUCCAAUGUCAUCAAACAAUAAUUUAAUGUCAGCCAAUUAAAGAUUAUAAUCGUGGAAAUUAUAUGAUAUUUUAUGCCAUGUUAUUUGUGUGAAAUGGAAGUUGAUGCCAAUAAGAUAUGAUAGGCGACUGUUGCGUUACCAGAAAUUGCUGAUAAUCGAAUCAGUUUCACUAAAAUAUCAUUUGGUGUCAUUACAAAUGUAACCUGUUGCAGCAUCAUUGCUGUAUAGUGAAGAUAUGUUUUUAAUUAUAAUCGUACCGUAUGAUAGGAUACUAAUAAGCCUGUCGAACCCAACGAUUAGUUUCACUUAUUAACCAUGUCAUUGUAUGAUUAAUUGAAUCUCUUGUCAUUAAAUACGUAU